UCGGCCUCGCCCGCGCCGCUCAACGCUCAAAUACGACCAAUCGGUGGGCCGCCAACUCCUGCAAUGUCCAUGUCCUGCACAUUUCCCAGAAGCGUGUCCGUAGCACGAUGCAAGUUCCGGGACCUGCCUUAAUACCCCGGCGUCGGCCACAGCGAUGCCGUGAGGUUUUCGGCUCCAGCACCGUUAGAACUGAGGGAAUAUGGCGUGUGGGUUUUGUUCUUUCCGAUUGAUACCCUUUCUGCCUGUUUUCCUGUCGUCCUUUGCGCAUUCGAUGCCUCAUCAUGAGGCCUUUCCUCGCCAAGCUUUCUCGAAUUCUACCGUUGCACCCAGUACAUCUUCGAUAUCGACGCCGACCUCAACGGUCAACGGUAGCACAGCGACAAUCACUGGCUUUCCUUCAACGGCCCGUUCGAGCUCCAAUGGCACUUGUCCCACGACCUAUCCGUUUGACUACCUAGUUGAAUUCAUGACUUUCACGACUGCUUGCCAAGAAGCGUCUUCAUGGGCCGUAGAUGCGAAUUGGUACAACCUGGCAGAUGGCUGUCUGCGUACAUAUUGCGGUGGCGCAGACUCGAGUGCGAUUCAGAGCUUCCUGGACGCAAGCACUACGGUGUGGACCACCAGUACGCGGAUCAUGUUUCAGGGGUUCCCCGGAAGUGGAAGCUUGAGCGACGUCGUAGUAUCGCAAACGACUUGGACCGAAACAUACACGUUUACCCUUGACCCUCCUCAGGCCGUUACACCGAAGCCUCCUUGUUGCGGUCAAUGUACUCUUCGGGCCGCAACAGUCCAGCUUUUCUUCUGGCCGGAAACCGCCGAAGCUGCAACACCCAUAGUCACCGGUCUCUUACCCAAUGCAACAGCCGCUGCUUCAGGUCUCCUAGUAGAUGGCCCUGGAAUAUAUGUGGACGAGUCCGGCUUCACGUUUACCUCCCCCAGCAUCUACAUCGGCUUUACUUCUCUGGGUGGCCAUAACCGAUGUGGGCCUGUGGGUACUCCGGUCUUCAACACAACAAUGGCUUUUGAUCCCACGGAAAUUAGCAGCGUUCUGCCCCACGAGACGACAGCGGAAUGCAUUGUAACACCAACGUAUGAUAAUGGAGUCGUCGGGGAGGUGACAUACAGAGAAACAGCUUUUCCACCUCCUCAGCCUCUAACAAUGUCAGACGUGGUUCAAAAUUGCUCGACAUUGGAAGGCUAUUACUACUUCACGAAUAAUCCAUCCUCUUGGGCGGCAGGUGACCCCUGUCAUCCUGUUAUUGCCAUUCCGACUAGAAUAAAUCAGCUCCAAGCAGAAUGGAAUGAAUGUGGUACGGCGUACAACGGUGGUUUCUACGACCCACCAAAGACGCUUCAACAAGCACCGAUCCUGGUCCCGACCACGGCAAGCCCAACCCAAGGAGGGGCUACGCCAGUUGCGCCGAGUGCAACCGCAAGGCCACCAUCCUUGCCGGAGCAAACUCCCGAUCCGGAGCCCAGUUCUCCUGCAGAGACUCGCGAUUCGCCAGCUUCAAGUGUGAACGAUAUUCCCCAACCUACACCACAACAACCAACCCCACCUCCUCCCUCCGGCCAGCCUCAAUCAUCGAACGAUCCCGCCCCUCGGCCCGGAUCAUCAUCUACUAUCGUCAUCACUCCACCACCUUCCGCACCGGGCAAUACCCAGCCAAACCCAAAUAGUCCAAGCAACCCUGUUAUAACACUCAAUCCGCAGCCCGAUCCUGCAGAUCUUAAUCAACCAAACAAUCCUACAUCAUUGGUCACGCUCGUUCCGACCGUUGUUUCUCCACCCCAGAAUGAUCUCAAUCCCCAGAAUCCGACCCCUUCCCCACAACCCUCGGGGACAGUCGUCAUUGUCGGCACACAGACGCUCACCCCCGGCGGCGUUAUCACAAUAGGCGGUACAACAAGUACACUGCCAAACGGUCAGACCACUGUAGUUGGAGGAACCCAGAUCGCCCUCGAUCCCCAGGCUACCCAGGUAAUCAUCGAUUACACAUCAACUGUCAACCUCCCAUCGGCUGCUCCUGCAGAGUCAACUGCCUCUCCUGUCCUGCUUACGGUCGACGGCCAGAUAAUUACCGCUGCACCAACCAGCCCUAUCGUCGUAGGAUCCCUGACGCUCCUCCCUGGCAGCAGCAUCAUUGUGGAUGGCACGACUCUGAGCCUAGCGGUCGGCGGCACGCAAAUUGUCGUAGACGGAUCCACCAUCCCUCUGACAGCCGGUUCUCAGACCACCGCUCCGUUGGUGAUAACGCUCGAUGGGACGACGCUCACAGCGAACUCAUUAACGCAGUUCAUGAUUGGAGGCAAGACGCUGUCCUUUGGUGGCCCGGCAUUGACAGUUUCUGGGACGACGUAUAUUCUCACGACGAACAGUGAGGGGAGUACAGUGCUAAUUGCGGGAACAGCUGGGGUCUCGAGUGCGGUGACUGCGAGUGCCACGACUACGCAUUCACGUCAUUCAGCUGUGAGUGACAGCCAGACGGAAGCUGGGACGAAUCCUGCAUCGCCUUCUAAUACAGGCGCUGCAGGUAAUGUGGUUGUUACUUGGGCCUUGCUGUGCGUGGCGCUUUUCCUCGCGGAAGUAGUGACUCGGUUCGGUUAAGGAGCCUGGAUUCUGAUGACUGUAGCUGUAGUAGGGAAACUUUUCAUGGUACAUGGCAUGAUGCAUAAUGUAGUAAUAUUGCCCAUGCUUGUCCGGAGGAAUAAGUAUGCAAAUCGCGCUUCCAUGAUAUAGAGAUAUCCACAUUGUAGUACUGCGAGGCGCG
Molecule: messenger RNA, 2771 nt
Organism: Trematosphaeria pertusa
Lineage: Eukaryota; Fungi; Ascomycota; Dothideomycetes; Pleosporales; Trematosphaeriaceae
Exons: 5
Coding region: 200-2608 (802 amino acids)
Source: RefSeq, a predicted model, not a curated record